Molecule: messenger RNA, 3592 nt
Organism: Leucoraja erinaceus (little skate)
Lineage: Eukaryota; Metazoa; Chordata; Chondrichthyes; Rajiformes; Rajidae
Gene: daxx
Product: death-domain associated protein
Exons: 7
Coding region: 72-2708 (878 amino acids)
Molecular function (GO): histone binding
Source: RefSeq, a predicted model, not a curated record
CGAGCGCGUCGCCGCCCGCCGCCGGCCAAUGGGGAGCCGCCUUGCUGCGAGGUGCAGCGGCCGGGGCAGCAAUGGCGGCUGCGCGCUUCCACGAGCGGUGGCUCGGGCCGGGCGACGUCGUCAACCUGCUGUCGGAUGAGGAGGAGGAGGAGGAGGAGGAGCAGCGGCCGCCGGACACGGACCCGGACCCGGCCUCGGCCUCCAACUACAACCGCCCCCUGACCGGGCCGGGACCGGGACCGGGACCGCGCCGCGUCCAACUGCGGCCCGCGACUGCGCCCAUCGCCGCCACCGCCGCCGCCGCCUAUCCCGGACCCGGACCCGGCCUCGGCCUCGGCGAGGAGGCGCCGGAGAUCGACCGCGGCCUCGUCUUCUUCGAGAACCAGAAACUCUUCUGUGAGUUUGUAGAAUACUGUGGUUCGUUAACAGAAGAAAACCCAGAAGUGAUGAGCUUCCUGCAGAAGAAAUACGACAAGGCUUUCCCUGACUACUUGGCCUCCACGGAGUUUCGCAACGUACUGGGACGCUGCCUCACCAGGGUUCAAGGCAAGAAGAGUAAAGUGUUUGUUUACAUCAAUGAGCUAUGCACCGCACUCAAAGCCAACUCGCAGAAAAACAAGCUGGCUUUGGCCGGCAGAGAGAACAACAAGCUGGAGGUUGAGGGCCCAUCUGUUAUGGAUGGCACGGUGCAGGAGGCCUCUCCUGAGGGGAUGUCUGCCCCGACAGAGGAUGCCCCCUCCACAUCCGUCCCCAACCCCGCCGAGCACAAGCGCUCUGGUUCAAGACGACAGAUCCGGUACCUGGAAAACCUCCUGAAGGUUUACGCGGAUGAAAUCAAGCGUCUGCAGGAGAGGGAGAUGAACUUGGACGAACUGGAAGACGAGGAUUCCUCUUACAUUCAGGAGCACCGGCUGAAGAAGAAGAUGAUGAAGAUCUUUGAGAAACUGUGUGAGCUGAAGAAGUGCCGGAACCUGACUGGCCGGGUGAUUGAACAGCGCAUCACCUUCACAGGCACCCGUUAUCCUGAGAUCAACCGCAAGGUGGAGAGGUUCAUCAACAAGCCAGACCACUUUCCUGACUACCUGGACAUCAGAAACAUCAUGCAGAAAGUCAGCACCCGCCAUAGCCUUGGCCUGAGCCACCGGCAGAUCCACAGCAUGGCACAGGACGUGUUUCGUGAGGUAGGAAACCGCCUGCAGGAACGCCGGCACCUCGACCUCGUCUACAACUUCGGCAGCCAUCUCACUGACGACUACAAGCCAGCCAAGGACCCGGCUGCCAUGGACGGCACUUUGGAAAAGCGGCUCCGGCAGAACCGCAGCGUGGCACUUGGGCGUUUGGACGACGUAGUGAAGAAGUUUGCAGAGAUCCAGGACGUUGGGGAAAUGGAGGAGGAGGAGAGGAGGAAGAAGAAGAAGCUGCUGCAGCAGCAGCAGCUGCAGCAGGCGACUGCCCCGAGUGCAUGUGAAGCUGGCAGCACGGGGGUGACGGAGAAACAAGACCAGGCUCAGACCGAGGAGGAGGAGGAGGUAAAGGAGCAAGCGGUGGAGGGUGCUACCUCUGACGAGGACGAAGAUGAGGAGGAGGAGGAGGAGGAAGAGGAGGAAGAGGAAGACUUGUCUUCUGAGCCUGACAUUGAAGAGGAGCUGUCUAAGAUCGAGACGGCUGCAGAGGCAGACGCAGACGCAGAGGAGGAGCCGCAAGAAGGAAUGAUAUGGAGACUUCAGAGAGGAUUUGAGGGUUGCCAGAAUGAUGCCUGGAUCAGGGGCUAUUUGCUUCAGGGAGAGGUUGCACAGACUUGGAUUGUUCUCUCUGGAACACCGACGGAUGAGAAUGGGGAAGGCAGUGAUGUUGAAGAGGUGGAGGUUCUGUCUGAAGACUCGCUGCAGUCAUCGGAUGAAGAGAGUGAGGAGCCUGAGACUGCAGAGGCUGAGGCUGAUGCAGGAGAGGAAGGCAGAGUUGUCCCCUCAGGAGAGAGACGGGAGAGGGUGGGAGCCGAGGACAGUCCCAGCUGCACAGGAGAUGGUGGUGAGCCGGUGCAGCAGGGCAUGGUAGACGGGCACGGUGCUGAGAGUGUCGGCAACAGUCCAGCAGCCACGGACCGGGACCUGCGAGAUGUUGGUCAACUGGUCAGGCAGGCUAAGAGAAGUCGAGCAGACUCCAGUGGGCAGAAAGAAGAGGCACCAACACUUCUGUCUGAAGCCUGUGAAGACAUCUCAGCUGAUGAGCAGAAAUCAGUCACCAGUUUGUCCACACGUACGUGCGAUACAGGUACUAUGGCAUGUUCUGAGGCACAACCUUUGACAAUGAAAGAUGAUGCAAACUUGGACAAAACACCCAUCGUCAAGAAAGAGAAUUUGUUGCAAACUGACAGACAGGUUUCUGGACUAACUGUAGUUAAUGGAAAAGAUCGGGAUUCAGUCCUCGACAACUCACCAGUUGCAAAGAGAAUAAAACGAGAAAGUGCUGUGGUCCAGAGCAGGAACGUGGAGGUGAUUGAACUGAUGGAGACUGAGGAGGAGCCGGACUGCACGCCCUGUCUCCCUGGAGACGAGAGCCCACUCCCCGCUGUUGAUUCAACCCAAGCUGAUUCCCCGCUGGUCAGUGUCGUCACCAGCUCCCAGACCAGCCCUGCAAGGCACAAGAGGGUGAACGUGGCAACGCAAUGUGAUCCUGAAGAAAUCAUCAUCUUAUCUGACUCUGACUGACACAGGGCUGAGUCCCAGGGUCACAGACAGUGCAUCAAGGAAACAAAGCUGUGGCGGUUUCAAAUAGCAGAAGCAUUGCAGGACAUAUGCUGCUGAGAAAUGUAUUCUAUUAUUUGGGGCGAGUGCUGAUGGGGUCAGAAGCUUCUCUUGUCCACUGGCCUGAAGCCCAAUUUACUUCUCUAGGGAGUGGGGCAUGGGAAAAACCUAUCCUGUGUUAUAGGUUGUUUUAAAAAUGUGUACAGAUGAAUUGUGUGCCGAUGCACAUGCUGGAAGGAGCAGGACAACGAGCGGGCAGUUCCCAGAUCAGAGGUGGCAGAACUUGCAUUAAGUGUCGGAAAUUUGUCAACUGAUCUUCACACUUCCCAAAAGCUCAGUGGUCUGCGCAGUGGAAUCCUGCAGAAGGUAAUUAAAUGAUGAUUUUCCCCGAUUGGAAAUCUAACUUCACAGAAAUAAUUGGAAUAACUUGCAAGGAAGUUCAGAUUUCAUAGUUGGUUGACUCUAAGAUUUAUUCCUGCCAGGCCUCUCUGCGCUGCGCUGCAGGUAGCUCGCCCCCACAGUGGGGGUCCCACAAGGUCGGGUGUGAGCUGUGCUGGUCUUGGCUCAACCCUGGGCUGUCCCGUCCGCUCCCAUCACCCUGCCCAUCAGUGGGAAGCAGGUGCCUUCUGUCUUGUGCAAGCCGACCGACCUCUCUGGGCUGAGGUGCUCUGUAAUCUACAGAUCCUUUAACCAGUGGUAUCAUCGCUUGCCUCAGGGUUGGAUGUGAAGUUGCUUUUCCAUUCUCUGUUUCACUUUUUAAAUGCAGAGUUUACUGCACUAAAGUUAUGUAUUAAAACCUAAAAUAAAAAAAGCUACAUUUUUGGUCAUGAAGCAGAUUGACGUAAUAA